AGAAGUAAAAGAAGACAGUCAUCAUAAUUAAUUAAAUUAACUAAAAUAAAUACUUCACUUCAAUUUAGAGACGCUUCUAUGAAUAAAGAAAUAAUCUUUAAAAGAAAAAUCCACUUAUCUCUUAAUCACAGCUAUUAUAAAAUUUCACAGCUGGAGCGUUUCUAAUUGCUUUGAUUAGAUAAUAGCUUUUGCUGCAUACAUAUGUAUGUAUGUAUACAACAGAAAACGUAAAAUACAAAUUAGCAAGUGCCAAUACCAUCUGAUAACAGAAUUUCAAAGGAAAUGCGAGUUCUUAAUUAAAUUAGUAAAUAAAUAAAUGAAAAUAAAUCGAACGUAAGUGCGUUUUAUUUUAAAAAGCAAAAUUAUCGCGCUUCAAACUUUGAAUGAUCAGUUGUUGACGAAACCCCGAAGUAGUUAGAAAGCAUGAUUCUUCAGCGUUCGAUAAUUUUUACUUUGGCUCUUUUUAGCCAAUAUAUUGUCGGUUUAACCUCGCCGGAAACUUUAAUUAGUGGACGAGUUGUGGGAGGAGUUGCUGCAUCAACUAACGCAGCACCUUAUAUUGUUUCGCUCCAACAAGGAGGUGUGCAUUAUUGCGCUGGUAGCAUUUUAAGUGCAAAUUGGGUAGUCACCGCUGCCCAUUGCCUCGCUUCAAAGUCACAAGUUUUGAGCAGCACACUUAUCGCAGGCAGCAACAAUGUUGAUGGUACAGCAAGUACUACGCAAAAACGUACAAUCGACUGGUAUGUAACACAUGAUCUGUACACAGGCGGUACUGCACCAUACGAUAUUGGGCUCGUUUAUACUGAGACAGCUUUUCAAUGGACAACUGCAGUAAAAGCGGUAACAUUACCAUCAUCUGGAGUAGUGCCAACUGGUAACGCGAAUUUAUAUGGUUGGGGUUCUACGUCGACUACAUCUGUAGCAUCUUAUCCCGCUCAGCUACAGGUCGCCAAAAAUCUACCAAUUAUAAAUGAAUCUUCAUGCGUCGGCGCACUGGGAUCUAAAGGCGUGGAUGUUCAUUCAACGAAUAUAUGCACCGGACCGCUCUCUGGAGGCAUUGGCAUUUGUACAUCUGACUCUGGUGGCCCUCUGGUUCAAGAAAUUAAUAGGAACGCUAUAUUAAUUGGUAUUGUUUCUUGGGGGAAAAUUCCAUGUGGCCAAGCUAAUUCACCAUCUGUUUAUGUACAAGUGUCUGACUUUAUUUCAUGGAUAUCGUCCAAUAAGAAAACAUAAUU
This is a messenger RNA of Rhagoletis zephyria (snowberry fruit fly), 1235 nucleotides long. It is a transcript of the gene Phae1, whose product is annotated as Phaedra 1. Gene Ontology annotation, biological process: proteolysis. Gene Ontology annotation, molecular function: serine-type endopeptidase activity. NCBI's taxonomy places the organism in Eukaryota, Metazoa, Arthropoda, Insecta, Diptera, Tephritidae. The record is from RefSeq and is a predicted model, not a curated record.